AUACGAUCAGUUGUUAAAGAAGCUUUGAGACAUGAGGUGCUUGCUCCUUUCCUUCACUUGCCUUGCGCUUACAAGCGCGGCACAAAAAGAACUUGUGUUGUUCGAUUUAAUGAAAUGGCAACAGCUGAAGGUGGUGUACGUUUUCCACUGCUUCCACCAGCAGGAUGUGCUCAUCCACCAGCUGCACAGUGCGAUGAAAAAUCACCCAGCAAGUAUGUCCUUCCUGAAUGUGGCCAGCUUCAGCGGGUCGAAAUUCGAGGCCUCACUUCAGUCGCUGCAUGUUGGCGUUGGUUUGAUGGCCGAUUUAAACUGUGACGGGCUGGCAGGUGUACUGAAGGCGCUAUCCGUAAGGGGCUUCUUUAAUGGUGCACGAUUUAGGUGGUUGUUGGGCGGUUUGGGGACACUGCAGCAGAGUAGGAUGUUUUUGGAGAAGCUCAAUAUUACCGCGUCCUCUAUGGUGCUUCUCACGCUGCCUAUGAGGACUAGCAAUAAUGACACAAACUUUGCAAUUCUUGACGUGUGUGGACAUCGUGUGGGUACUCGGUGGGAGUUAAGCUUUCUUCAGAUCGGAGCCUGGAGUACGUCAGCCGGUUUGACGAUGUGGGAUAAGCGGAGCGUGUACGAGAGGCGACAAAAUUUGCUCGGAAUGCAACUGACUGGAAUAGCGAAGGCAACAGCAAUAGGUGCUAGCACGGUGACUGGUGAGCUGCAGAGUGGUCGAGCUUAUGGAUUGCGCCUGUGGAAUGUAUUGUCUACGAUGCACAACUUAAGCAUCACUGAGAAUCCUGUUAACGAAGGGAACCAACAACCGUUUGACUUAAUUAUCAACCCUGUCGAAAUUAAACAGCAAGACAUCUCCAAACUCCACUAUACUGCUGCUGUUCACGAUACCCAGACAAUUCUUCUUUUCCUGCAUCCUAAUGUGGACUGGACGAGAAAUUUGUUUUUGCGCCCCUUUACUGUUCUCUCGUGGCUGGGAAUCACUGCGCUAUUUCUUGCGUUUCUACUACUAAUGUGCUGCAUACUACACCUCGAUCGGCUGGAGGGUCAGGAUAGAGAAAAUGGUAUUUUGGUGUUAGUGUUGGGAAUACUGUGCCAACAAGGCUUCAUCGAAACGUUCCACUCGUACGCAAGCAGAAUCACGGUCUUCGCCAUGAUACUCUUUAGCAUGCUGGUUUAUCAAUUUUAUCUGACGUACAUUGUAAGCUUUCUGCUGGUCGUACCACCGAAAACCAUCCACACGCUUCACCAGCUAGUAGAAAAUGGAUUUGCCGUAGCGCUGGAAAACGUGCCAAAAAACGUGGAAUAUUUAAAUGCCACGGAUGAUGAGCAUUUGCUAGCGCUGGUACAAAAGCAACUCACACAGGCGGACACUCUGUACUACGACAUGGCGGAAGGACUUGAACUCAUUCUUCGCGGAAGGGUUGCGUUUUUGUGCGAUGCACACCAUGCUUAUCAAAUGAUGCAGACCCAUUUCACGGACGAGCAGCGGUGCGCACUACAGGAAGUGGUACUGAUCAGCAAAAAAUCCACCCAUCUGGCCCUGGCGAAGGAUAAUCCGUUGCGGGAGCUGUUUCGCGUCACGGUGCACCGAAUCGCCGGAAACGGUGUGAUGCAGUACGAGCGGAGCCGUUGCUACGCCGACAAGCCAAGGUGUGCCGAAAAUGAGGUUAAAAUGCCGGAGGUUAACCUAGAUCAGGUGUCCUCGGUGAUGGUGCUGUUGCUGGGCGCGAUUGUCGGAAGUAUCGCCGUGCUGCUGCUGGAGCUCACUCACAGCCGGGUUUGGCCAAGGCGACACAGAGUCGUGCCGAGCCGCGGCAUAAACCGGAAACUUUAACACCUGCUCUUCAUAGCAAACAUCAAUCAUUCUUCGGCUGGCAAAAAUGGCUGCACAGUUUGUGCUACUUAACAUGCACACAGAAAAAGGUAGCAGACCGUUUUUAAUAGUAGACAGACAAAACCAAACAAAAAAUCUUGCCUGGCGUGUGUAAUCCAGGAAAGGCUAAAAAAAGGCAAUACGACACGAUGGCUCACGCUUCACCCCACCUCCGUUUAGUCGAUGAAAGCUGUAAAAGCACACCGCGUGCAGACGUCAUAAAAAGGUGGCCAAAGCGCUACUCACCUGAUCCGAAGUCACCCAUGCUGUGGCAGUGCUUGCUGGCUUGUGGGUUUCUCUUUUUGUGCGCAAAAGCUUACGAUGCCGAUUUACACGCAAUCGAUACACCGGGCACGGUUAGAACAGGAAGCGGGAACAACGACCGACACCAUAGUGAUUUUUUGCGUUUUGUUAGUCGCGUUCCCAGGGGUGCCGGAUACACCAAUUUGACCGCAGUUGUAACACGGAACAGACGUUUACAUCGUUUUCCGUCAAUCGUUACUCAUCAUUCCAUAAAUCAAUGCCACGUUCCACCACCGCACUACUGUCGAAUGUCACACACUUGCUCGCAACGGAAGUUGACACUAGGAAAGCACUCCCGGGGUAGUAGACCGGCUUCACGAGAUUAUCUGAAGCCGCGAAUUGCCCGCACUUGGUAGCUUAACUGAUAAUUUGAAGAAAAUUGUAUGAUUUAUGAGCUUUGAGCACGGAGCACUCGCAGGAUUUGUACACGUUGCUAGGUGUUUCACUUUCGCGCUAAGGUUAGUGUACUGGGAUACUACAAACUGUACGAGAGAAUGGCCUUUAACGGGGUUGCACAGAAAGCUUGGAAGAGAAUCAACGAAAGGUAAUAUCCUUGCCGUCCUGCUGUUUGCUUGAACCUUAAGAUUCUAUUUGAAGAUUCUAAUUUUGCAUAAAUAAUUCAGCCCAACUUCUAAUACGGCCCACCAACAUCCGAUCAGUGGUAUCACGGUACUGAUGGCGUUAGCUACACCCGUCUGCUGGCUUAGCUCGCAUCGGACGAACGAAAUCGGUGAUAAAAAAGUUCCACCCAGCCCCCGUGGAGUCAAAGUUUUGGGCAUGCCGUUUUGUGUGUGUUUGCGUCUGAUGAUGCCGGCAACACGGGUAUGACAAAUGGCCUUUUCUGGGCGGGGGGAAGUUGCACGCUCAGUCGUCAGGCGCAAGACAGGCCACAAAACCUCGAAAAAAAAGGGGAAGUGUGCCAGAAGCUGGCCCCGAAAUCAGGCACGCCAUCGAAAAGGGGUGCUUCAGGUCACUAUCAGCCAGGGGGUGUUCGAGCAACUUCAUUCAUUGCGACCGGCACCGAACCGGUCCGUCCGUCCGUCCGUGUUUGAUCGAUAGCGGGCACUCCCGUGUUGCACCGACCGGGACAGCACGGAACUGUCGCGAUGCCUCCGGAAGUAAUGCGUGUAUCGAAACGUGUGUAGGCUGUGCAUAUGGGGGUGCCCUAAGGUGCUUUAGCCUUUCGUUGCCGCGUCGGGUGAGCAUUGACAUCAUUUUCUGCUGUGUUUCGGGUGCCGGCGCAUGGGAUAUGUGCGCUGUGGAGUACGUGUUGCAACAAGGGGAUCGUUAUAGAAAAUGGCAUUUGCCCUUCGUGCUUAUAGUGAGAUGGAUAGAAAAUUAGUGUUGUAAAAUUUUAAUUUCCAUAAUAAUAGACAAUCAUAAGCGGAUAGUGACCAUGGCGAUCAUAGCGGCUGUUCUCUGGCUUUUACCAAGGAGCGUUUGUAUUCUUCAAGCAGGAACACUUCACACUGAACGAAGCAUAUGAAAGAUAACAAAAGAUUAUGUUCGAUUAAAACACAAGUUUCUUGUUGAUUCCGCAACUAUUUCGAGCGAAUCGCUUUGCUUUCCAUUUACAGCAAAUGUACAAUUGUUGAGAUUUAAG
Anopheles gambiae (African malaria mosquito) is the source of this 3782-nucleotide messenger RNA. RefSeq lists its product as uncharacterized. Lineage: Eukaryota; Metazoa; Arthropoda; Insecta; Diptera; Culicidae. The transcript is spliced from 8 exons. Gene Ontology annotation, molecular function: ligand-gated monoatomic ion channel activity. The record is from RefSeq and is a predicted model, not a curated record. Gene Ontology annotation, cellular component: membrane. Bases 32 to 1837 code for a protein of 601 amino acids.